Messenger RNA from Alnus glutinosa, 1250 nucleotides. Its product is annotated as chaperone protein dnaJ C76, chloroplastic. NCBI's taxonomy places the organism in Eukaryota, Viridiplantae, Streptophyta, Magnoliopsida, Fagales, Betulaceae. The transcript has 9 exons. Bases 78 to 1097 code for a protein of 339 amino acids. The record is from RefSeq and is a predicted model, not a curated record. Gene Ontology annotation, molecular function: electron transfer activity; iron ion binding.
CCAUUAUCACCCACAAAAAAUCUUGCUCUUUUCAUUUCCCACUCUUCCGCCCCCUCGCUCUCCCAUUGCAUUGUCCAAUGGCUCAAUUGCUCUCUCCUGUGUGCACUGACGCUCUCAAAUUCCAAAACCCAGUAUUUAAUAUGUGCUCAAGAAGCUCACGGGGCAUGUUAUCAAAGACCACAACUCCUUGGACUGUGUUGGGUCGUGGUGCCAAGAGAAGACGCAGUGGCAGAGUCAGGGUCGCAACUGAGGACUCGCUGCCUUCCACCGAGGCGGCUGCCGAGGAUUAUUAUGCCGUUUUGGGUCUGCUUCCAGAUGCCACACCAGGGCAGAUUAAGAAAGCCUAUUACAAUUGCAUGAAAGCUUGCCAUCCAGAUCUGAGUGGGGAUGGUCCAGAGACCACAAAUUUCUGCAUGUUCAUAAACGAGGUCUAUGCGGUGCUCAGCGACCCUGUGCAGCGCAUGGUUUAUGAUGAAAUUCAUGGGUAUGCUUUGACUGCAGUCAAUCCUUUCCUAGAUGAUUCCAUCCCAAAGGAUCAUGCAUUUGUUGAUGAAUUUAGCUGUAUUGGGUGUAAAAAUUGUGCCAAUGUGGCAUCAGAUGUCUUCGCAAUUGAGGAAGACUUUGGGAGAGCCAGAGUCCACAGCCAGUGUGGGAACCCUGAAUUAGUUCAACAAGCAAUUGAUACUUGCCCAGUUGAUUGCAUCCAUUGGACAUCUGCUGCACAACUAUCCUUGCUUGAAGAUGAAAUGCGCAGGGUAGAAAGAGUAAAUGUUGCAUUCAUGCUUUCAGGAAUGGGAUCAGCAUCCGUGGAUGUUUUCCGAAUGGCAAGUACACGGUGGGAAAAGAGGCAAGCAAAAGUUUUGGCGCAAGCUAAACUGAGAAUGAUGAAGCAGAAAGAUUCUGGUAAAAGUGAACCAUACUGGAGCAAUCUAUGGGGCAAACCCAGGGAAUACCAAAAUUCAGAGGAAGAAGUGAAAGAGAGAGCAAGAAGAGCUGCUGCAGCGGCCCGAAGAUGGAGGGAGUACUCAAGGAGGGGUGUCGAUAAACCUCCCACCUUUAAACUCCCAAAGCCAACAAUCUCCAACAAGGAAAAUUAACCACUAGAUGCAAUUCUACGCUCAAUGUAAUUAAGCUAUCACCCAUAGCAUUCUUCUACCGAAGACCGUGAUAUGUUUUUCAUUUUGUAUUAGUGUUGCAUUAAGAUGAUAAAUACUAUAAAUUGAUUAAAUGAAAGAAAAUGAUUUAUAGCA